AUGCUCGCCACUAAGGGCAAAGAGGUGAAAAAGAAGAAGAAGUCGAAGAGACAACCGGACAGCGAACGUUGCCACGAGAGACGCGUGCUGUACCGGCCUUCUCCGUUCCUUACCUACAUCCUACCCAACGAGUACAUCAGCAUACCGCCAGCGAGCAACCUGCCCGCUUACCCGCACAACCGGCUGCCCUUCCCGUGGGGAAUUCGACUUCCGCUGCCGAAGUCUCAACGCAACUCACCGGAUCUUCCGCAGUGCUCGCCCCUGCCGCUCUUCCCGCCGGAAAAUAUAAUAGCGUUUUCCUACCAACAUUCCUCCAAGCACUACCAGACGUGUGCUGACAAUAAAGCUGAGCAUAAUCUGGAAUGGCUUUGAAGUUAUGCAUGUG
Molecule: messenger RNA, 385 nt
Organism: Lymnaea stagnalis (great pond snail)
Lineage: Eukaryota; Metazoa; Mollusca; Gastropoda; Lymnaeidae
Source: the annotation of a GenBank genome assembly